Salvia splendens (bonfire salvia) is the source of this 798-nucleotide messenger RNA. Its product is annotated as outer envelope pore protein 21, chloroplastic-like. Gene Ontology annotation, molecular function: voltage-gated monoatomic anion channel activity. The record is from RefSeq and is a predicted model, not a curated record. Bases 140 to 643 code for a protein of 167 amino acids. Gene Ontology annotation, biological process: regulation of monoatomic anion transport. The transcript has 5 exons. NCBI's taxonomy places the organism in Eukaryota, Viridiplantae, Streptophyta, Magnoliopsida, Lamiales, Lamiaceae.
CGUUAAACAAGUUUUCGUGGCAUAAGACGCUUAAAUCGUUGCGAUUUCCGCCAUAUCCAUUAGCUUUCAGUGGUUUGAUAGCUGCAACCAAACCCUAGAGCUAGAGAGAUUCAAUAUUAUCAUUUUGUUUGAUUCAGAAAUGGAAACUUCGUUUAGGUAUGGUGGAGAUUCCAAGUCCCUCCGGAUUCAUGCUAAGGAAAAAAUCUUCAUUUCCCCCAACUCCGUCUUCCAGCUUCAAGGGGAGCUCGACACGAAGCUUGGAGCUCCUACCUUCGUGAACGGAAUGCUUAGACACUUCCAUCCUAGGUUAUCAGCUAGCCUUGGUAUAGGAGUUUGGUACAAUAAGCGGGAUAAAGUGCACUACCACAUACGUGGGAAGAAGACAUUUCCCGUGACUGGCGAUGGAUUGCUUAGCUUCAAUGUUAAGGGUCGUUCUAAUAUCAAUAAGGAAUUGAAGCAGAUUGAUUAUUCUGCUGCUACCGAGCUUGUUUGGAGCAUCUUUGAUGUAAAAAAGGACCAGGAUGUACGCAUCAAGUUGGGAUACAAUGUUAUUGAUAAGAUUCUAUAUAUGCAAGUUCGCGAAAACAAUUGGACGUUCAACAUUGAUCAGAAUCGAAGAUGGACUGUGAGGUAUGACCUUUAAGAUGGAAUGUGAUAGCUAUGAUCUUUCAUUUGGAUUGUUUUAGCUACAUAUGAUUGUAGGUGUUAUCUUGAACAGAUUCAACCCUGAAUUUAUUUUUGUAAGACAAUUUUCUAAAAAUAUAUGGUAAAUUUUCUAAUGAGAGAGAGAUAUGCCAA